AUGACGGAACCAACAGGAUGGAAUAAAAAUACAGUGUAUGCAUUGAGCUUGUACAAAUAUGUGGCAGAAAAUGCAGGUCUUUGGCCAUUGGACAAUCGAAAAACACUGCGGGUUUCAAUCGUAACAAUAAUGCACAUUGUAACGUUGAUUGUCAUCAUCAAAGACUGGAUCAUCAAGGGUAACUGUGGCAGCAUCACUGAGAUGGUCGACGCAUUUGCUCUGUUUACCCUGAGCUUGAUGAAUCUCAUAAAGAUUAUUCUGUCUCGACGGCACCAGACAAAAAUCACCUCGAUUUUCCAUUCCGCUGUCCAAGACUGGGUAGAUACUGAAAAUCAAAAGGAUGUUCGUAUCAUGAUUCAUCAUGCUUACGUGGGACGAAUCGUGUGCAUUGUGCAGAUGAUUGGAGCUUAUCUAGCAGUUGUUCCCAUGAUUCUCAUGCAUUUUCCUAGUUCUUUCGAAACCUACGACUCCAAUAAUGAUACUAUCAUUGUGAGAAGUGUACCUGUUGGACCCAAGUGCUGGCUACCUUCGGAUAUAUCUUUUACUACUUAUUUGGGUUAUUACUCGUUAAUCUGCGUACAAUUAUUCCUUCUGGCUAAUAUGUUUCUCGGUGUUGAUGUCUUUGCAUUUGGACUUGCUAUGCAUCUCUGUGGGCAGUUUCAAGUGCUCAACAGGAGUUUGGGGGAAUUCGAUGGCGGAGAGCCGGUGUUCGAACAGAAAAUUAAAGUAUCCAAAUUUGCUAGGAGACAUUAUUCACUUCUCCAACUCGCUGAUGACUUCGAAGUCGCUUUUAACAUGUAA
This is a messenger RNA of Fopius arisanus, 801 nucleotides long. RefSeq lists its product as uncharacterized. Gene Ontology annotation, cellular component: plasma membrane. The coding region runs from base 1 to 801 and encodes 266 amino acids. The transcript is spliced from 3 exons. Gene Ontology annotation, biological process: sensory perception of smell; detection of chemical stimulus involved in sensory perception of smell. Gene Ontology annotation, molecular function: odorant binding; olfactory receptor activity. NCBI's taxonomy places the organism in Eukaryota, Metazoa, Arthropoda, Insecta, Hymenoptera, Braconidae. The record is from RefSeq and is a predicted model, not a curated record.